Molecule: messenger RNA, 3758 nt
Organism: Schizosaccharomyces japonicus yFS275
Lineage: Eukaryota; Fungi; Ascomycota; Schizosaccharomycetes; Schizosaccharomycetales; Schizosaccharomycetaceae
Product: GTPase Cwf10
Exons: 4
Coding region: 119-3112 (997 amino acids)
Biological process (GO): siRNA-mediated pericentric heterochromatin formation; mRNA splicing, via spliceosome
Cellular component (GO): pericentric heterochromatin; U5 snRNP; post-mRNA release spliceosomal complex
Molecular function (GO): GTPase activity; GTP binding
Source: RefSeq, a predicted model, not a curated record
CCACUACAUACGUUUCGCAACGCAACCACCGCAAACUCUGCUUCUCGUACUUCACGUCUUGUUUCUUGGCAUUCCUCUCAAUUUUGGUUCCACUUUGGCUUAUACUCGUUAGGACAAGAUGGAUGAAGAGCUUUAUGAUGAGUUUGGUAACUACAUCGGUCCUGAAGAGGAUGAGGAUUUGGAGUCCUAUAAUGCUGUUGCAGCGGAAUCCGUUGCAGCCGCACCUGGUUUUGAAGAAUUCAUUGAAACUGAGGAACAGCAGGAACAAGAAAGUGCUGCUAUCGAUGAAGAGUACCGGUCGGCGGAGGGUACCAUGGCUCUUGAUGUUGUUCCUCCAGUAGCAGCAGAAAAUGCUGUUGUGUUGCAUGAAGAUAAAUCAUACUACCCUUCAGCUGCCAAUGUGUACGGCGAAGAUGUGGAUGUUAUGGUGCAGGAAGAGGACACACAACCGCUGACGGAACCUAUUGUUGCGCCUAUUCGUGAAAAACGGUUCGCAAUUGAGACAACAAAUGUUCCUGAAUGUAUUUAUAAAAAAGAAUUUCUGCGAGAUGUUUUGUGUUCGACAGACGAUGUGAGAACAUUUGCUGUCGUAGGACACUUGCACCAUGGAAAAACUAGUCUGAUCGAUCUGCUUGUGCGUUACACACAUAUCGAUAUUCGCGAACCAAAAACCAAAUCACUGAGGUACACCGAUACCCAUUAUUUGGAGCGUGAGCGGGUAAUGUCCAUCAAGAGUACGCCCAUGACAUUGCUUGCCACAUCGUCUCAACAAAAGUCUUAUGCCUUUCAGUGCAUAGAUACCCCUGGACACGUUGAUUUCGUAGAUGAAGUCGCUACCACUAUGGCUGUCAGUGAUGGUGUUGUCCUCGUCGUUGAUGUUAUUGAAGGGGUGAUGAUAAAUACGCGCCGUAUAAUAAAGCAUGCUGUACUGCAAAACAUGCCCAUUGUGGUUGUACUGAACAAAAUCGACCGUCUAAUCCUUGAACUGCGACUUCCUCCGGCUGACGCUUACUUUAAAAUUAAGCACACUAUAGAUGAGGUCAAUCAUGUCAUUCACAGUGUCAAUCCUGAUCCUACGCGACGCGUGUCUCCAGAACUCGGUAACGUCUGUUUUGCAUCCUCUGAGUUGGGUUACUGCUUUACUCUGUUUUCCUUUGCCAAGAUGUAUGUUGAUGAGUAUGGAAAGAUCGAUAUUGAGCAGUUUGGCAAGCGACUGUGGGGCGAUAUUUUCUUCGACAAACAGCUUCACAAGUUUGUUCGUAAAACAAAUGAGCAGCAAUGUGUUCGCAGCUUCGUUCAUUUCAUUUUGGAGCCUCUGUACAAGUUGCACUCGCAUACCCUCAGCGAUGAACCUGCACGCUUGAAAUCACUUCUGGCAAAAUUUCGAAUCUACUUAAAAAAGUCUGAUUAUGAACUCGAUCCACAGCCACUUUUGCGCCUGGUAUGUUCAGCAUUCUUUGGGUUUCCCACCGGUUUUGUGGACGCCGUAGUGAAGCACAUUCCGUGUCCUCGUGAAGCCGCUGCUCAAUACAUUCCCCGGCGCUACACAGGACCCCUUGAUGGCGAUCCCAUCGGCCGUUCGCUUGUUGAGAUGAAUCGUUCGACUGAUGCACCCUUGGUGAUGCACGUUACGAAGCUUUACACAUCCGUGGACGCCAAUAGCUUCUAUGCACUGGCCCGCAUUUAUUCGGGCCAGGUUGUCAAAGGACAGAAGGUUUGUGUUCUUGGUGAGAACUACUCGGUGGAUGAUGAAGAGGACAUGGUGCAUGCCACUGUUACUGAAAUAUCUAUUCCUUGUGCACGUUAUCGUUUGCCCAUUGAAGGCGCUACUGCUGGCAUGCUGGUCUUUUUGAGCGGUGUCGAUAAUUCCAUCAGCAAGUCGGCAACUGUUGUUUCUGAGGGCAUUCAGUCCGCGUUGUACGUGUUUUCGCCUGUGGUGCAUUUUACCGAUAGUGUUUUUAAGGUCGCUAUCGAGCCACACAAUCCUUCUGAAUUGCCCAAAAUGCUUGAUGGUCUUCGAAAGGUAAACAAGGUGUAUCCCUUGGCUAUCACAAAAGUGGAGGAAUCGGGAGAACAUACUGUUUAUGGCACCGGUGAAAUGUACAUGGACUGCUUACUGUACGACUUGCGUUUUCUUUUUUCCGAAAUCGAGAUCAAAGUCUCCGAUCCUGUAGCUCGGUUCUGCGAAACUGCUGUGGAAACCUCUUCCUUAAAAUGCUUCGCUGAAACUCCAAACAAAAAGAACCGUAUUUCGAUGGUAGUUGAGCCCUUGGAUAAGGGUAUUGCUGAUGAAAUUGAGCAGGGUCAUGUGAAUUUGAAAUGGCCUACGAAAGAAGUUGGCAAGUUUUUCCAAGAAAAUUACAGCUGGGAUUUCUUGGCUUCACGUUCCAUUUGGGCUUUCGGUCCCGGAGACUGUGGCCCGAAUAUUCUGAGAAACGAUACUCUGUUGCCUGACGAAGAAAAGCCGCUGCUGAACUCGGUGAAGGAUUAUAUAACACAAGGAUUCCGGUGGGGUACGCAAGAGGGACCUCUUUGCGACGAGGCCAUUAGAAACGUGAACUUCCGUAUCCUUGACGUUACACUAGCUUCUGAGGCUUUGUAUCGUGGAGGCGGCCAAAUUAUCCCAACAGCCAGACGUGUGUGUUACUCGUCUUUCUUAAUGGGUUCCCCUCGAUUAAUGGAACCUGUUUACCACGUUGAGAUUUAUGCACCUGCGGAUAGUUUGCCUGUAAUAUACAACGUUGUUUCACGUCGACGUGGUCAUGUCGUGAAGGAUGAGCCAAAGCCCGGCUCUACAUUGUAUUUAUUGGAAGCCUUGCUGCCGGUUAUUGAUUCCUGUGGUUUCGAAUCGGACCUUCGAGUACAGACUCAAGGUCAGGCAAUGUGCCAGCAAGUAUUUGAUCAUUGGCAGGUCGUGCCUGGUGAUCCACUUGACAAAAGCAUUAAAAUGAAGCCCUUAGAAGCGGCACACGGUCCUGCGUUGGCUCGUGAUUUCUUGGUGAAAACUAGACGCCGUAAGGGUCUUGUCGAAGACGUCUCGGUUACCAAGUAUUUUGAUCAGGAAAUGAUUGAUUCGUUGAAGGACGCGGGCAUUGUGUCGUCCUUCCUAUAAAACCCACUCGCUCCCUAGAAAUCACCCUCUCCAUGGUAUCACACACGGUAGUUCCUGUCUAUCGAGGAUGCGUUGUACUUUAUUAAAAGAAAAUUAACUACUGAUUAUAUUUCGUUUCUCAUGUUUCGUUCCUUAACUGUCUACGUCUAUGACUUCUUUCCUUCAAACACUGCUGCUGCCGUUUCAGCAACCCGUAUAAGCCUGUGAUGGAUAGUAACCCCAUUUCCUUCCCCUUCAUACACUCGAUUACAAUACCGUUUUUUCCCCAUUUCCCGGUAUCAAAGCCAAAAAGCCUAUCUUGCACACUUGGUUAUUCACCCUUACUCUACGCACAUCCUUCCCCUUCUCGACUAGCCUAGUGCUAGGCACCAACAAUAGCAUGUGCUCCUCGGUCGUACAAUAAAGAGCUCUAUUAGUGUAGUGCGAGCUAAUGCUCAGUAUAACGAGAUUCGACAAUCUCCACUGGGCGCUACCACGAUUCUCGUUGCGCUUCUUAAACUAAGCGAAAGCUUUUCCACCAACAGUGGCUCGUUUAAGCUGAAAAACGGAAUCGUUAAAAAAAGCCGAGAGGAAUGGUUAUGUCAUUCUACUGUAGUUCUGAAUUAAUUAUUCUACAAAUACAAAUUUUGUUGGAUUGUGAGCCGCC